Molecule: messenger RNA, 1951 nt
Organism: Sphaerulina musiva SO2202
Lineage: Eukaryota; Fungi; Ascomycota; Dothideomycetes; Mycosphaerellales; Mycosphaerellaceae
Exons: 1
Coding region: 301-1824 (507 amino acids)
Source: RefSeq, a predicted model, not a curated record
GGGUGUCUCAUUGCAGCACUUCAGACACACAUCCCAAGACAUGACCCUUCCUCUUGAUCACCACCUUAUGCAUGCCUCAGCUGGAAAAUGUUGCUCACGCCACACGACAAGUCAAUGCCUCUUCCUGUCUCAACAAAAGAGGUGUCAUCCACCAUGACACAUGCAGUGUCUGACGCGGAGCCAGAGACGAGAAUCCCGCGAGAAGAUCACACAAGUACAUGUAGAUAUAUAUAAUGUACAUGUGGGAGAGAAGAACAACAAUGCGAAAAGUCCCAGUAUCAGUGCCGGUCACUUGAUACAAUGGAGGAAUGCACCAUCGCGCAGCACGAGUAUGACAGCGCAUACACAAACUUCGAGACCGAGGUCAGGCUUCUACAGGAGCAUCGACAGCGCUUCGAGCAUGCUGAGCCCCCAGGACAUGCCUUUUCAUGGAGAAUUCGCAGAUUCUCCAAUAUUGCCCAUCUUCCCUUUCCCCUCCACGACGCCACCCCGACAUACGGCAUGCGAGUGGCAUACGCCGACCUGGAGAGGAGGCGGGAGCACUACUUUGCUGCCGUGACGCAUCAAUUACAGCGUGAUCUGGCAUCGUGGGAGAGCGCCAGACAAGACAAGAAUCGAGAGGCUCGGAAACGACUCAUGGCCACCAUCACAGAGGACUGGCGACAACGAGGGAAGCCUCUGUUGUGCAACAUUUGGAAUCGCGAAUUUGAACUUUCUGCCCUGGAUGUUCAGACGGCCUUUUUGACCGCACAAUUUUCAUAUCUGUUCGAUGAAAAGCAUCGUGCAGGGCAGAUCUACGACCAUGUGACAGCCUUUCCACACAAGGCUUGCUUCCGACAGAUGUUCGAUACCUCGGUCCAGGACGAUUACAACAUCCAAGCUGCUCUGCAACACAAGACUACCAUUGAUGAACAGCUGCUUAGUGUCCGAGCACAAAUCUGGGACGAGCUGGAUAAGCGCCUGAAUGUACCCCGAGGCCUGCAAACAUACAUUGAUGGUAUGGAACUUUUCCUACGAGACGAGAUCUAUGCUGCUCAACUGUCACAGACGCAUGGAGACUUGAUCGAACGUGGUAUCCGCGAGGCCCAGGCACAGCACAACCUUUCCAUUUUUACGCACGAACAAGCCCAAGCAGCAAACGAACGCGCUACCAAACUCCUCGUCGACAUCAAAGCAAUCAUAACCAUCGAGAACCGCGCACAUGCAGCAGAUCCGUCCUCCGACCCCGGCCCCAUCACCAACGACUAUCUCCGUGUCGCAGAAAAGCGUGCUUUCGAGGCGAGCGUCUGUCUCUCUCAAGCCCAAGCCGAUUCGGAUCUCACCGCCGCAGCUCUGCGUUCUGCCCAUGAACUCGCUAUACCGAGAAAUCUCCCCAAACCCAGAAUCAAACUCAAACCCUCCACAGCCACCAAGCGUCGCCCUCCCCCUUCGAGACCUACUACUACUACCACCACCCCGACUAUCCCCGAAUGGCUUCGCUCCCUCGACGUCAUUUUUUCCGAUUACACCACCAUCGUCACAUUUCCCGAACCCCCUCCUUUUCCCCUUCCACUUCCUACAUUCCAUGCAACCCUACCAACAGCAACAACAACACAAAGAUGUCGCUGUUCUUCAAAAACUCCAUUACGAGCUUUAAAAGUCUGCGACUGUGCUAUUCGAGCCGCUUUUGCCUCGUUGGACUUGCAGGCGUUGAAGCGGGAGAGAACGCGUUGGCAUCCGGAUAAGUGGUCUUGUUGUCCAAGGGAUCGGAGAGAGGGGUUUGAGAGGAAGGCUGCGGAGAUGUUUGUCGUGCUGGAUGGGAUGUAUCGGGGGCUGAGGGGGUAGGGAGGAGGGGGUUGGUAGGUGGUAGAGGAGGAGGUUGGUGAGAUGUCACUUUCUUAUUUUGGGUUUAUAGGAAAGAGAGAGAGAGAGAGAGAGAGAGAGAGAGAGAGAGAGAGAGAGAGAGAGAGAG